Messenger RNA from Perognathus longimembris pacificus (Pacific pocket mouse), 1853 nucleotides. It is a transcript of the gene Tmem225b, whose product is annotated as transmembrane protein 225B. Lineage: Eukaryota; Metazoa; Chordata; Mammalia; Rodentia; Heteromyidae. The record is from RefSeq and is a predicted model, not a curated record. The transcript is spliced from 6 exons. Gene Ontology annotation, biological process: negative regulation of phosphatase activity. Bases 179 to 859 code for a protein of 226 amino acids.
CCUUGGAAGGGUGGAGGGCCGUCAGUCAGCAUGGUAUCCCCCAAACCAUUGAGGGAUCAGCCAGGCGGGGGAGGGGGUACCCAGAGGUGGGGAGAGGAAAUCACGGUUCUUGGUGUCAUUCCCAUCGGCAGUUAACCAAGACCCAAGGAGACCUGUGUGUUUUCAUCCCUCCAUAGGCAUGGGACUGCCAGUGAUGCUCAGCUUGGAGAACAAGGACAGGAAGGGAUUCACCUGGGCCAUUGCCCCGAUCUUGACUACGCUGGGCUACCUACACAUACUGCUGGUCUCUGUCUUUCCCUUCUGGGUGCGGCUUGUGAAUGUGGAGACCCAGGAAGUGUUUUUCAGUGGCCUGUUUGAGAACUGCUUCCAUAUCAAAUGCUGGAAACCCCGACCCCUAUCUAUUUACAUCCUCCUUGGCCGGGUCUUCCUGCUCUCUGCAGUUGUCUUGGCUUUCGUCACCACCUUCCUCAUGGUCUCCACCGCCUCCGAGUUCCUCCUGAGGACCCGGAAGCACAACGUCCUGUCAGCCUUCGUCAGCUUCUGCACAGGGGCCUCUGCCUUCCUGGCCUUGUUGAUGCAUGCCCUGGAGAUCCGGGAUCUGAGGACGAAGCCCAGCCCCACGCAGUUCUCUGUGCAAUGGCCGUACUACGUCUUGGCCUGUGGUGUUUUGCUGUUCCUAGUGGCUGGUGCCCUCUGCCUCUCUGAAGAAAUAAGCUGCCGUAGCUGCCAUUUGUUGCCCAUUUCCCAGCACACUGAGCAUGCUCAGGGGACUCUACACCUGGAGAAGCUGGAGAAUUUGGGAGGGGACCUGAAUACCAUAAAAAAGGAGACACUCCGGAAGGAAGAAACAGUUAUCUAGCCCAGGAUAUUGUCUUCUACUCUCCUCCCAUCUGGGCGAGUGUUGAGCCAUACCUUCAAAACCAAGCCUGGAGGCAAUGAGGAGAUGAAAGAAUAUUUAUUACAUGAUCAAAGAAAGUGAGAUUUUUUUUAAAACAACAUACAGGGUGGACCCAUUCAUUGAUAUUAAAAGUGAUGUUCCUGGCUGGGAAUGUGGCUUAGUGGUAGAGUGCUUGCCUAGCAUGCAUGAAGCCCUGGGUUCCAUUCCUCAGUAUCACAUACACAUAAAAGCCAGAAGUGACACUGUGGUUCAAGUGGUAGAGAGCUAGCCUUGAAUAAAAGAAGCUCAGGGACAGUGCUCAGACCCUGAGUUCAAGCCCCAGGACUGGCAAAAAAAAAAAAAAAGCCAUGUUCCCAGAUAUAUGCAUGUCUUGGUAUAGGAAGUAUUUCCUAAAUAUGUAUUUGGAGGAGGGGAGGUUUGGGGCUGGGAAGGAGACAAAACUUCCUUCAACUUUCUCUCCUGGUCCCGGAAGCCGAACCUAGAAAGUCUGCCCAACUGGGAGGAGCGAAGGCAAGUCUGCCACCAACACAGCACCUUUGCCUCUCCACAUAUAUGAUGCCUUGACUAAUGACCCCAAACUCAGCCCAGAGGCCUCUCGCCUGCUCAUUUUAUUUCUCUUACUCUUACUGAAAGUCUGAGAUCUGAGGAUCCAGGUUCAAAGCUAUCUCUGGCAGAAACGUCUGAGAGACUCAAUCUCCAAUUAAUGAGCAAAAACUGGAGUAGGAGGCAUGGCUCAAGUGGUAGAGUGCCAACCUUGAGUGAAACUACCCCAGUGGGAAAAUGAGGCCCUGAGUUCAAGCUCUGGUAGUGGCAAAGGUAAUAGCUUUAUUGAGGAAGAACUUAUUUACAAGAAACUGCACAUAAAGUAUAUAACUCCAUAUAAUUUGUUAAAUAUUCCACCACAAUCAAGAUAGGGGAUGCUGAGUUCUGAGGAUCAUGGUUCAAAGCCAGCAGA